Ceratotherium simum simum (southern white rhinoceros) is the source of this 3663-nucleotide messenger RNA. The record is from RefSeq and is a predicted model, not a curated record. Lineage: Eukaryota; Metazoa; Chordata; Mammalia; Perissodactyla; Rhinocerotidae.
GAGCAUGGAGCUGCAUACUGAUGAGUGUAGGAGUACUUGAUAAAAAGAAUUCUGGCUGCCGGCCGUGCACUGCUCAUUGUGGAGUACUCCAACAAUCACAGAACGCAGAGCAGCCUAAGCUGACAGCUUGAUAUGCCUUCUUCUGCUGCCUGGUUUUGGGGACUGUAUGACGUACUGGUCGGUAGUAAAGAUUAAUAUGUAAGAAAUGUGGAGCUAGGAUCAAGUCAUACUCCACAGCCUGCCUGGCAAACUAUGUUUUACUUCUGACUUUGCUCUCUCGCUGAGAACAUUAAUCUGUCAAGCUGGCGGGCUCCUUUGAUAGCAACUUUCCCAGGAGCAUGAUGUGGCAAUGCCACCUCUCAGCCCAGGACUACCGCUAUUACCCCGUGGACGGCUACUCCCUGCUUAAACGCUUCCCUCUUCAUCCUCUUACAGGACCCAGAUGCCCUGUCCAAACAGUGGGACAAUGGUUGGAAAGCAUUGGGCUACCUCAGUACGAGAACCACCUGAUGGCUAAUGGAUUUGACAAUGUGCAGUUUAUGGGAAGCAAUGUUAUGGAAGAUCAGGAUUUGUUAGAAAUUGGGAUCUUAAAUUCUGGGCACAGACAAAGAAUUCUACAGGCAAUCCAACUCCUUCCAAAGAUGAGACCCAUUGGCCAUGAUGGCUACCAUCCCACCUCUGUUGCUGAGUGGCUGGAUUCCAUUGAACUAGGUGACUACACCAAAGCCUUUCUAAUUAAUGGCUACACAUCGAUGGACCUGUUGAAAAAAAUCUGGGAGGUUGAACUUAUUAAUGUUUUAAAAAUCAAUUUGAUUGGCCACAGGAAACGUAUUUUGGCAUCUCUGGGAGACAGGCUGCACGACGAUCCACCACAGAAGCCCCCUCGGUCCAUCACCCUCAGGGAACCCAGUGGUAAUCACACUCCUCCUCAGUUGUCUCCAUCACUUAGCCAAAGCACUUACACCACUGGUGGCUCCCUAGACGUUCCUCACAUUAUCAUGCAGGGCGAUGCAAGGAGGAGAAGAAAUGAAAACUACUUUGAUGAUAUUCCCCGAUCAAAACUGGAGAGGCAGAUGGCCCAGUCGUCUGUCUGUGAGAUAUGGACGAAUCAGAACGCUGGAUUUCCUUUCUCAGCCAUCCAUCAGGUUCAUAAUACAGGAGACUGGGGAGAACCUUCCAUUACUUUGCGACCUCCAAAUGAAGCCACAGCCUCAACUCCAGUACAGUACUGGCAGCACCACCCAGAAAAGCUCAUCUUCCAGUCUUGUGAUUACAAAGCUUUUUAUUUAGGUUCUAUGCUGAUAAAAGAGCUCAGGGGGACAGAAUCAACCCAAGAUGCUUGUGCAAAAAUGCGGGCUAACUGUCAGAAGUCUACAGAGCAAAUGAAGAAGGUCCCUACUAUUAUCCUUUCCGUCUCUUAUAAAGGAGUCAAAUUUAUUGAUGCAACAAAUAAGAACAUAAUUGCUGAGCAUGAAAUUCGUAAUAUCUCCUGUGCUGCCCAGGACCCAGAAGACCUCUCAACAUUUGCUUAUAUCACAAAAGAUCUGAAGUCCAAUCACCACUACUGUCACGUGUUUACUGCCUUCGAUGUGAAUUUAGCCUAUGAAAUCAUCCUAACGCUGGGACAAGCAUUUGAAGUCGCUUACCAGCUCGCACUACAAGCAAGAAAAGGGGGGCAUUCCUCCACCCUUCCAGAAAGCUUUGAAAACAAACCCUCCAAACCCAUCCCCAAGCCCCGCGUUAGCAUUCGCAAGUCAGUGCAGAUCGACCCAUCUGAGCAAAAGACUCUGGCCAAUCUGCCGUGGAUCGUGGAGCCGGGACAGGAAGCCAAGAGGGGAAUUAAUACCAAGUAUGAAACCACGAUUUUCUGAUACCCACCAUCCUCCCGUCCUGCGGUGCCUUGCACACCAAACAGUCCCGGAGCAGGCUUUCCUUCGCGCCUCCAUUUCCACCCAGCCCAAGAGGAAGACUGCUCUCUUUGUGUGGCCUUGUCAUGGGUGAAAGGCCGCUGGCCAUUCCUGGGGACAUUGUUUCUGCACCAGUGACAGCAAGUGCAACCAAGACUUUCCAGCCGUAACCCCUAAGAGGCACGAGUUGAGAUUUUUCGCUGACCCUCCCGACUCCCCUCCCUGCCACCUCCCAAGGUAUUUCUAAUGAUUCUGCCCCAACACUUGCUUUGCUGUAUCUGGGGAUAAUACCUUUAAAAAAAAAAGUACAGGGGAUCUCUAAUACUGCCUAAAAGUAUACGAAUCUUGGGUUUAUUUUCCACUGUCAGCGGUUUUAAAGGUAGCAGCAGAACAGAACUACCCCCAUAAGGCAUCUGUAAACUCAUUAUAACACUGAGUAUCGUUUCAUGCAAAAGGACAAAACCCACCCCUUGAUUGCCAGGAAAUCCUGUCUCCCAAUUUCUAUAUUUGUGGAUUUUAUAUGUAAUCAACUAUGUCAGAUAAAAAAAAAAAAAAACCUUUACAUCUAUGGAUUGAUUCAAAAUUUAAGAAUGAUUUAAAACAGAGGAAUUUAUUAUGCACAGAAAAAUGUGUCUUGUAUUAAAUAUUUUUAUUAAAAGAAUGUUUCAUUAAUGCAUUGAUAAGAAAACUAGGUUAGCUGUGAGGGAUGUUUCUGGUUUCAUUUCAAAUAACUAAAUUCCUUCUGCUACUGCUGAGAGGACUGGCUUGGGCGUGGUGGGUACUGACCGCGCUCACCGGGGCAGGAGACUGGGGCAGGCAGGCUGGUGUCGACCCAAAAGCGCUGACACAGCCGUACGCCUGCAAAGAUUGUUUUUUUAACCUGCACAGUGUUUUAAAGAACACGUUUAAAAAAAAAAAUCUAGGGCUCCUGCUGUCAAGAUUUCUGUCAUGGAAACCUUGUUUGAGAAAGGUGUUAAUAAAAUUCUAUUGCAAAAAUUUUUUUUUCUAGAAAAAAUACAGAAAAAAAAAAAAAAGAUGAGAUUCCAAAGUAAUAAAGCUCUUUUCUUGAAACAAAAAAAUAAAUAACUAAAUGUUUGCUUACUAUUUGAUUAAAUAAAAUUUACUUACAUUUCUUUAAGGUAUUUUAAUUUUUUUAAUGUCUCUGUGGAGUAUUUGUAUGAUACCAUAAUGUAUAUUUCUGUAGAAUCAAAUUAUAUAAACAGUAUCAAAUAUCAUUAUAGAAAAAAAUAACGUUUUAAUGUAUAUUGUUCUAACCGAUCAUAUUGUGAAUCAUUUUGAAGUUCAUUAUAGCGAUAUUGAUAAACUGUGGGAUUGUCUUAAUGUUUUUUUUUUCAUUAACCAAUAUUAUUUUAAACCCAACUGAGAUUAUCAGUUACAUUCAUCAGUUGGUGAGUUUUGAAGAAGGAUGACUAAAUUUUAUUUCAAACUGACAAAUGUAUAUGGUUUUAGUUCAGUGUUGAAGAAUUUUAACACAAUAUUAAAUUACUUGAACUGAACAGUUCCUUGUAUAUACUUUGCCUAUUCACUGUUGAUAUGUAUGUAGUAAAUCGAGAGUAAAAUAACACUAAAAUAUGGUACCAAAAGGAAAUUGUAUAGGAGCAAAGUAAAUAGUAGCUUUGCUGAAGCAGAAACAUAUGUGUAAAUAUGCUUGGGCUUCCAGUUAUAAAUUUUGUAAUUUUUGUCAUUAUUUAUAUCCUAUAAAAAAGCACACAAAAUAAAACAGAAAUUGUACAGC